This is a messenger RNA of Bufo bufo (common toad), 3664 nucleotides long. RefSeq names its product HPS6 biogenesis of lysosomal organelles complex 2 subunit 3 (gene HPS6). Bases 91 to 2454 code for a protein of 787 amino acids. Lineage: Eukaryota; Metazoa; Chordata; Amphibia; Anura; Bufonidae. Gene Ontology annotation, cellular component: lysosomal membrane; BLOC-2 complex. The transcript has 3 exons. Gene Ontology annotation, biological process: melanocyte differentiation; organelle organization; lysosome localization. The record is from RefSeq and is a predicted model, not a curated record.
AGUCAGGAGGAGGAGGGGGUCGGUCUUGUGAUGAGGAGAGGGCGCUGACCGGAGCAGUCAUGUUGCCGGGAUAAGCGGCCGGCGAGCGGGAUGACGCAUUUCAGGCCUCCGCAGCUGGUUUCGGAUUACAGUGACUUCGGGCGGCAGCAGGUCCUGCGGGAUGCGCUCCACUCCGGGCCCGGUGACUGCCGGCUCUUCAGCAGCCCGGACCGGCGCCACCUCUUCAUCUGGCUGCUGCGGCAGAGGAGGCUGCUGUCCUUCCCGCGGCUCACGGCUGACGUCGCGCUCCCGGGGGCUUACCUGGAGCAGAGCUGGCGGGACUCCCCUCAGCUGUGCGGGCUCCUCUUCCCGCGCUACCCGCAGGACUGGCUGCUGUGCCUGGUCUGGGAGAACGGGCGGGCGGACGUGUGGAGCCCUCCCCGGGGACCCUCCGCCAAGAGCUGGCUUCUGCUGCAGUCGCUGGAGCUGUGUAACAGUCCCCGGGCCCGGGUGGUGUCGGUGUGCGGCGGGGGCGCGGAGCUGGUGUGGUGCGAGCAGAGGGCCCCCUCCAGCCCCUACAUGUACUGCAUCUGCCGGCGGCCACUGCGCCUGUGCGGCGGACAGCAGCAGGUGACCCUGGGCAGCAUGAAGAUCGUCCUCCAUCACAGCCCUUUGUACUCCAUGCUCUCCUCCCCUCAUCACAUCUUCAUGAUCCCAGAUGCUGGCUCUCAUCCCCUUCUCAUAUACUCCCUCCUGGAAAACAAGAUGACCAUGACCACCCCAACCACCGGGCUCCUCCACAGCAAAGCUCUGACCGAGGGCGACUUUAAGAAGAUGGUUCAGGAAUACACCGGCUUCCUUUCUUCUCAGAUGCCCACAGCAAUUCUGCAAUCGGAGGUUACCGAGGAUGGUCAUCUGCUUCUUAUGACUACUUCUGGUCAGAUAUAUCUGGUCUAUCAGAACGGGGGCGUCAGGCAUAUCUUUGAUAUUGAGAUAGUGGCUGAAGCUCAGAUCAAGAUUCAGAUGUUUGAGAAGAUCUUGGCUUGUGCUGUAGAUACAUCCGUGUUCCUCAUAGAUAUCAACACCGGGAGGCUUCUGGCCACGCAGCUCCUCCAGGCUGAAGAACUGUUUUUCGCAAGAGUAUCGGAUACAGAGGAGGUCCAGGUUCUCACGAGGAAUGGCGUCUAUAGAAUUAGCUCUUCUAUCAGUACCGAAGAUGAGGGGAAGUCUGAGCCUUCCUUGCUGGACAUGGUUUAUGAAGAGGCCUGUAAGUACUAUCAAAGAAGAAGCCUUAGCAGCGCGAAGCUGACUGUGCCUGAGAUCAAGAAAGGUGGGAUGUUCCAAGCCCCCAUCACCUUGUCCGCCAUCCUCAACAACUACCAGAAAAAUGGCAAAUCCAAGGACCAAACGCAGUACGCAGAUCUGCUGAGCAACAUAAACAAUGAGCUCCAGAGCUUCGUAAGUCUGGAACUCCUCAAGACCUGCAUCCUCAGCGCAUCCGAAGAAGAUAUUGAGAAGUGCUGUGAGGAGCUAGUGGAUCAUGAGGUCACAAGACUCCUUCAGAUGGACAUAGACCGGGACUGUCUAAUAUAUAUUAACUCCUUGUUCAGCACGUUCCCCAAGGCGGCCUGGAUGUCUGUAAGAAAUAACUUUCAGUUUCUUCAGAAUGGAGACGGGAAACUCGUCAUCAGAGCCACCGCCGAGCUGUGGAAGAAAGUGUUGAGCCCGCUCCCGGUGGGCUCUAAGGACAGUCCCCAUAAUGGGGUGUAUCCGCUGUUUGAGGUCCUCUGUCAGUCGCUAUGCACCUUUAAACCCAUGUGGCUUCCUACUUUUGUCCAGCAUGCCCAGGACUGCUCGGGGCUCUCCUGGAACUUUUCCACCAAAGAUAACUUUGAAGGUGCCCCCCUUUAUAAAAGGGCUUUAUCUGUCCUGGGGAAGCGGAAGGAAAACACUACUGUGGACCUGGAGGUGGAGAUCCUGCUGUGCAGCGGGAGGCCGCAGGCCAUCAUACAAGCCAUACAUAAACUGAUCUAUCAACAGCACUGGGCAAGGGUCAUCGAAGAGACACGGAAGUUCUCGCAGCUCAGUCCCCUCAUCACUAAGAACAUCUUCAUCACCCUCUUAAUAGAAUUCGUCAAGCACAGACAUUUGGACUCCUACGUCAACCAGCUGUGCGAGAUCUGCCCUGAGGAUAUGACCGCCACUGAGAUCUUGCGGAUUGUCCUCCAGAACAUGCCCAAAAGCGAGGCUGAGCCGCCGCCGUUCUCCUGCAGUGGAGGGGCACAUCUUACUGUAGGGUUACUCAAACCCCUCCUAAAUAAGGUAUUGCAGAACCAGGUCAGGAACGAAAAGUUCCCGGUGCAAACCUUUCCUCCGACCACUCCGCAGCGGACAAACAAAUCUGUCUCUCACAGCCCCGUCCUGAAUGGGGACGACCUGUCGCCCACCGACUUCUACUCCACUAAGGCUUUAUAAAUUAUUGCAGUAUUCAUGUAGGAAUGGUGGGGGGGUCUUAUUAACUAAGCACUUUCUGCCGGGCCCAUGUCAUACAGACCCAAACAUGCGUCAGUAUUCGUGCUAGCUGGCACUCCUCUCCAGCACCAGGGGUCCUGUCACAUUGCCUCUAGUUCCCUGUGGACUAGAAGUGUGAUGUUGCAUGCACUGCUGCAGCCAGGCCUCGGCUGUCAAGUGCCAUGGAGGCCAGGGAAUAGUUGCAGCAGUGUAUCACCUAACCACGGAUGGGAUGUCACUCCUCCUGUAUGCAGCGUGGACGGGACCUUUGGCUGUGGAAUGGAGUGUCGAUGUGGCUAUUUUUUUUAUGCUUAACACUUUCAGAGCCAUCAUGAAAAUUUUUGGGAUCAGAGAACUACUUGGGAAAGAACUACUUUAUUUUUUAUUUUUAAAUAAACUGCCUGUAGCCACCACUAGGGGGAGCUUAAGAGCAUUCAGUAGAUCGGCUGUAUGCUGCUCCCUCUAGUGGUGUCUAUUGGCGACCAUUUUAUCAUUUAAGUAUAUCGGAAAAGCUGAGCUCCGACUGUUGUAAAGAUGUAUUGCUGAACGUUGUUCCUCUGGUACUGCUCCAAAAAUGUAGGCAGAGAACCUCUAGAUCAGUAUUAAAGGGGUAUUCCAGUUAGGGAAAGUUAUCCCCUAUCCUGUGGAUGUUAGAUCAGUGGGGGCCCUGUUGAGCCCCCCUGAAAUGGACUGAGUAGCUGAUUGAAAAUGCCGUCUGCCGCUCCAUUCAUUUUUAUGGGAGCGCUGGAGAUGGCAGAGUACAGCCUUCACCUAUCUCCUGCACUCGCAUAGAAACCAAUGGAGCAGCGGCAAGCAUAUGCGACCGUCCAUUCCAUCCAUUUCAUGGGGGUCCGCGCGUUACAGGGAUGCCGUUCUCGUGAUGGGAGCUGUAGGAUCCCCACCGAUCUAAUAGUUAUCCCCUAUCCUGUAAGUAAGGGAUAACUUUCUCUAAUCGGAAUAGCCUUUUAAGUUACCGUAUUUUUCGCCCCAUAAGACGCACUUUUUUUUUUUUUUUGUACUGGAGUUUCAUAGUGAGUACUAGGUGGAUUACCGCAGAGAUUUCUACACUUUUUUACAUAUGGCAUGCAUACACUUUACAUAUGAAUACUGCUGUGUGCGGGGCCCGGUGUAAUAGAGUACAGUGACUGCACCGGGCCCCACCGCGAUUCCAGCA